Neltuma alba is the source of this 966-nucleotide messenger RNA. RefSeq names its product RPM1-interacting protein 4-like. Bases 330 to 911 code for a protein of 193 amino acids. Gene Ontology annotation, cellular component: plasma membrane. The record is from RefSeq and is a predicted model, not a curated record. The transcript is spliced from 3 exons. Lineage: Eukaryota; Viridiplantae; Streptophyta; Magnoliopsida; Fabales; Fabaceae.
AAUGCAUAUCGAAUCAACCUCCUUUCCCUUACUUAGAUUGAUUUUGGUUCUUCUUUGUACCUUCAUAUUUUACAUGAUUAUGGGGGAAAAAACACCAAAUCACCUGAUUGUAAGAACACCGUAAUUUUUGUGAGCAUUCACAAGAAUGCCUCAGAUAUAUACCCUCAUUUGAUAAGCUCCGAUUCAUCCUCUCACAAGCAUUUCUUCAAACAUGUAAUGUGCAGCAUCCUUCCCACGUGCCAAAGUUCGGGAAUUGGGACGCCGACGAUGAGCAGUACACAGCAUACUUCGAGACUGCACGCAGAGAGAAAGACUUGAAUUCGCUGACGAUGGUUAACCCAAACGACCCAGAGCAAAACCCAAAGGCCUUCAAUUUCUUGACGGGAUCCACCGCCACCACCGGAGGAAGCGACGGCUCCCUCUCCCGCAAUUCGAACAGCUCGUUGGGAAGAAGCAGCCGUAGAAGGAACCCUCCUCAUCAGAGGAGCAGGGAAAGCUAUGGGAGCUUCACACCAGAGUCUGUGAGCUCGAGAAGUAACCAUUCCGAUCACCCUGUGUUACAGAGACGCGAGAACAAAAGGAGCACAUCAAAAGGAGGUAGUGUUGGCCGCACCGGUAGCUUCUCUUCCUCAAGCCAUCAUCGACCGGGGAGUGGAAGCCAUUCUUCUCGUGACUCCGAAAAUCAGAAGGUAAAAGCAAUACCAAAAUUUGGUGAGUGGGAUGAAAAAGAUCCAAAAUCAGGAGAAAGUUUCACAGUGAUCUUCAGCAAGCUUAAACAAGAGAAGCAUGCUGAGCCUGGUCACCACCCUGAUGCGCCUCCACAACCUGUUCAUUUCUCAAAUGCGCCUAAUCAACGUCACGGGCCUUCCCCUAAAACCCCCAGGUCCAAGUAUUGUUGCUUUUUCAAGUGAAAACAAGCGAGCGUGGGGCUGCUAUAGUCUGCUUUGAUCCGCACAAGCCUUCAUG